CUGCUUACUAUAAGUCCCCUCUUCUCCAGCACCACAAGCCCCAAACCACUCCCUCUAUCAUCUUCUCACCUGACCCUACAACGAGUAAUACCACGUCCCAAGAAACGAAAGAAACAUGUCCGGCGUCACCGAAUUCAUCUUCUUCCACCUCAACCCCGCCAUCAAACCCGAAGACCCCACCAACAAUGAAGCCGGCGCUUCGCUCCUAGAGCUCUUCAAAAACACCAAACACCAGAACGGAUACCUAGGGUCCUCUUGGGGCCGCUCAAUCGAAGAUGAGAAUGUGGUUGUUUGGGUUAUUGACUGGAAAGACGCCCAAACCUCCCCAACCCUCACUCCCUCCCUAACACCCUACCUCGCGCCAUCCACCCCACUAACAACCUUCUACGCGACCCUCUCCCCUCCCCCUCCCGCGCACAAAACCCACGAUCUAUCCGCCUCGCCCGUAACCGAGAUCUUCACGCCGUGGUUCCCGACCUCCAUGUCUGCAGACGAGACGAAGAAACUGCAUGAGAGCCUCGUGGCGUUCCGGACCGAGCUGGUGGAGAAUCUCGAGGAAGGGAAACGGCCUCGAGGGUUGGUCAUGGGGCAGGUGGAACGGCCUGGGACGCGGAAGCAUGGGGAUAGUCCGAGCGGGGAGGCGUUUGGGAUGGUGGUGUUGGCGGGGUGGGAGAGCGUGGAGGCGCAUAUGGAGAUUAAGGGGACGGAGGCGUUUGGGAGGGGGAUUGGGCCGAUUAGGGAGUGGAUGUUGAAGGGGGAUGGAGGGGAUGUGGAGAAGGGGGAGGGAGGGUUUGGGAUUAUGAGGCAUGUGAGGUUUCAGAAGGUGGAGUGA
This is a messenger RNA of Aspergillus costaricaensis CBS 115574, 832 nucleotides long. RefSeq lists its product as uncharacterized. The transcript is spliced from 2 exons. The coding region runs from base 116 to 832 and encodes 238 amino acids. Lineage: Eukaryota; Fungi; Ascomycota; Eurotiomycetes; Eurotiales; Aspergillaceae. The record is from RefSeq and is a predicted model, not a curated record.